Strongylocentrotus purpuratus (purple sea urchin) is the source of this 1664-nucleotide messenger RNA. It is a transcript of the gene drg1, whose product is annotated as developmentally-regulated GTP-binding protein 1. Gene Ontology annotation, molecular function: GTP binding; GTPase activity. Gene Ontology annotation, cellular component: cytoplasm. The record is from RefSeq and is a predicted model, not a curated record. The coding region runs from base 74 to 1177 and encodes 367 amino acids. Gene Ontology annotation, biological process: cytoplasmic translation. The transcript is spliced from 12 exons. Lineage: Eukaryota; Metazoa; Echinodermata; Echinoidea; Camarodonta; Strongylocentrotidae.
CGAUAGUCCACUAAUUGAACGUAACUUACGUUACUGUUUUGGUUUAAGUCUGCUUGGUCACUAAGAUAUCAGGAUGGGAAUUUUGGAAAGGAUUUCUGAAAUCGAGGCAGAGAUGGCCCGAACCCAGAAGAACAAGGCUACCAGUGGGCAUCUGGGUAUGCUCAAAGCCAAGCUAGCCAAGCUGAGAAGAGAACUCAUCACUCCUAAAGGAGGUGGAGGAGGAGGGGCAGGAGAAGGAUUCGAUGUUGCCAAGACUGGAGAUGCUAGAAUAGGCUUCGUCGGGUUUCCUUCGGUGGGCAAGUCUACCCUUCUAAGUAACUUGGCUGGUGUGUACUCUGAGGUGGCCGCAUACGAGUUCACCACACUCACCACUGUACCUGGUGUUAUCAGAUACAAGGGAGCUAAGAUUCAGUUACUUGAUUUACCUGGUAUCAUUGAGGGAGCCAAGGAUGGAAAAGGAAGAGGACGACAGGUCAUUGCAGUGGCAAGGACCUGCAGUCUGAUCCUGAUCGUACUCGAUGUUCUCAAACCCCUCAAGCAUAAGAAACUGAUUGAACACGAGCUGGAAGGCUUCGGCAUCAGGUUGAACAAGAAGCCACCGAACAUAGGAUACAAGAGGAAGGACAAGGGAGGAAUCAACUUGACCUCUACCUGCAUCCAGUCAGUGCUUGACCUUGAUACUGUCAAGACCGUCUUAUCAGAGUACAAGAUACACAAUGCUGAUAUCACUUUGAGAUCUGAUUGUAUCGUGGAUGACCUGAUUGAUGUGAUUGAAGGAAAUAGAGUCUACGUCCCAUGUAUCUACGUACUCAACAAAAUUGAUCAGAUCUCUAUUGAGGAAUUGGACGUCAUCUACAAGAUCCCUCACUGUGUUCCAAUCUCCGCCCAUCACAAAUGGAACUUUGACGACUUGCUGGAAAAGAUCUGGGACUACUUGAGCCUGAUCAGAAUAUACACCAAGCCUAAGGGUCAGCUGCCGGACUACGAGAGCCCCGUCGUACUCAAAAGUGAUAUCUGUAACGUGGAAGACUUCUGCAACAAUCUACACAAGAGCAUCCUCAAAGAACUCAAAUAUGCGCUGGUAUGGGGCUCAUCCGUUAAACACACUCCCCAGAAGGUCGGUAGAGAGCAUACACUCAAGGACGAAGAUGUCAUUCAGAUUGUCAAAAAGGUAUGAACAUAAUGCUCACUGUGACACCAAUCAUCUACUUCAAGACUCCUACAACAAAGCUUACAACAAAGUAAAGAUAUAUUUCACCUGACACUUGCAGACUGCUCAUAUAUCUUCUUUUGGUUAAUGAAAUGGUUAACAAUUUUUUUUAUGAAGGCUAAUUUAAAGGGUCAAAGAACCCUAAUCAUUGCAUGCAUAUCAUCAACUGAGGGCCAGAAGAGGCAUUAAAGAGAAAGGUUGAGUUCUGGGAAGAGGUGAAAAAUAAUUUGUGAUCAUUAUAUCAUGCAAGUGUGGAAGAACAUCAGAUAAAAAAUGAUCCCUUAAAAGCAUGGCUCUUCAAAUGCCUUAAUAUUCGAAAAAUUGCGUGUAACAUCAUAUAAAUCGGGUCAGAUUUUCAUGCCACAUGUUCGUGUAGUCCCAUAUACAUCUUUCUGUGUACAGUGCUUGUAACUUUACCAAGACUGGGUCAAAUUUCUUAUCAUUUUGAUGCUAC